AUGCACGAACCAAAAGAAUCACAUGGAGCAGCGUUAAAACAGAUAUUAAGAUACCUACAAGGAACUCUAGGGCUUGGUCUUAUAUUUCAUCGAGCAAGCAAGGCAGAGCUGGUCGGAUACAGCGACAGCAGCCAUAACGUUGAUGCAGAUGAUGGAAGAAGUACUACUGGUCAUGUCUUUUACCUUAACGAUUGCCCGAUUACCUGGGGCUCUCAAAAGCAAGAAACCGUAGCAUUAUCCUCUUGUGAAGCUGAAUUCAUGGCCGCUACAGAAGCAGCUAAGCAGGCGAUUUGGCUUCAAGAACUUCUUGGAGAAGUCAUUGGAAAGCCAUGUAAGAAAGUUACUAUUCGGAUUGAUAAUAAGUCCGCAAUAGCUCUUACAAAGAAUCCCGUGUUUCAUGGACGAAGCAAACAUAUUCACCGAAGGUAUCACUUUAUAAGAGAAUGUGUUGAGAACGAAAAGGUGGAGGUCGAGCAUGUUGCUGGAAGUGUUCAAAGGGCUGACAUUUUAACCAAAGUCUUGGGAAGGAUCAAGUUCAAAGAGAUGAGGGAUCUUAUUGGAGUUAAAAAUGUUUCAACAAAAGAUUUCAAGCUUAAAGGGGAGAAUGUUGACUUAAGCUUGAGUCAUAAGACUGUUCAAAGCCAGACUUCAUCGCCGCAGACAACUUACCGAAGCCAUCUUCAAACAGAACCUUCAUCUUCUCCUCAAAGCGACUGA
Molecule: messenger RNA, 717 nt
Organism: Microthlaspi erraticum
Lineage: Eukaryota; Viridiplantae; Streptophyta; Magnoliopsida; Brassicales; Brassicaceae
Source: the annotation of a GenBank genome assembly